ACUGCCCACCAUUUUGUAUAAUCCAAUUGCAUCUAUGAGUUGACGUUGCAUGUUGCAUCAGGUAUUCUUGUAAAUUAAGAUGCGAUAUGUAUACAAGUGAUUGACUAAGUAAGGAUAGAGUUAGAUAAUCGAAAACAAAACAGUGUUUUCAAUAAGGAAAGUGUCAAUCCAGCAUGUGAAUCGUGGCUCAAUGAUGUUUUGUGUAAAAUGUGCUAGAAAUACUAAUGCCACGGUACUCCUUAAUCUGCUCGUGAAGAAUCGUUAUUCCCGACGUAGCGACAAAAGCACAAGCACGUACAAAGUCGUAAAGUCAGAGGGUGAAAAUUUAGACGAUGUAGAUGGUGCUGUGCUUGGAAUAAACUCUAAUUGGGAGUUACUAACGCCAAGGGGCUUCCGAUUUUAUCUACCAGGAAGUGUUGGUCCUGCCUGGUCGGAUGUAACCACCACUGCACAAGUGAAAACACAGUUGGUUGACAUUUGUGAUAACAAUAAAUGGGUAUCUACAGACUUGGUCGCUAAACAAUCUAUCGAUCAAACAAAUCGUCCGAAAGACAAUGCCCAACACGCGACGCUUCGAUGCAUAGCUCAAGAAUGUCCUUUAUUAUUGAGAAAAGGUAUAGAAGAACUGUUUCCUGGAUGUUUGGACGUCGGGUCUCCACAACUUACGAUAAUUAGUAUUUGUCAGAAGAUUAAUUUAAAAACUAAUAGAUGGAGUACAGAAACAGAGAUGGAAGAGCUAGCCAAAUAUUUUGUACUAGCAGCAUCGGAUAUUUGUGGAAAAUUAAAAAUGAUCGGAUACUGGGCGGAUUUCAUCAACCCGUUCAGCGGGCAGCCGCACUUGAGCAUACAAAAGAAUAGCAGUCUUUACAAGACGGACGAACGAUUUCGUUGUUUAGGAUUUAAAAUAUUACAUAGAAACAAUUGCAAAGUUAUUUUGUGCGACAAUAACGUUAAAAAUUUUCGUGGAAGUCUCUACACUACGGCGCCUGCGAGCACAGAGUUUCUGAAAGAAAUUCUGCGCGACUGCGAGCUUGUAAAUGUUAAAGAAACCCAAUAAAAAGGAGUCUAUCGAUAUGAUGUACAUACGUUUGGUUGUUAUAUCAGUGCUUUGGUUUGGCGCAGAUGUAGUAUAAAUUUGUGGGUAUUCCUGUAUAAAAUUCACAAAGGAAAGUUUGUUAAAAAUAAUGGUGCGCAAGGUGUUUUUUCUUUAAACGUUCCAUGUUAUCUGUCGUCGUUCCAUUCGUCGCGAAAUAACGCCUCGACGCACGCACUGCCCUACCCGUUUCUACGUUAACGCAUAUAAUUAAUUGCCAAACGACGCGCAAUGUCGUCGCAUCUUAUCCUAAGCUGUAUAUAAAUUUAAACGAUUGUAGGUAACUAAUACCACCGACAGGAGAAAACGCUUUAUUCAUACCUUUCGUGGAGGUUCGUAAUAAUUAACAGCGAAGUCUGGUCAUACAAAAUUGUUGUCGCGUGACUUGCAACGAGAUCGUAAUGCAUCAUGGAGUACUAUAUAUUUAACUGGGGCGCGAUCGAGACCGUAGAUCCGCUCAGCGGAAAGAAAGAUUUAAUUGGAGCCUUCGAUAUUGUACGCGUUUAUAAAAUACACCGGUACACGCGAUACUCUUGAAAAUCAUCUCAAUGAGUACAGUUACUACGGGUACAUGGGUACAAUAACGGACAAAAAUUCAAGUCGAUGACCUUUUUGAUAGCCGUGAAAUAUUGUAUAUACUAAAUAGUGGACAAAAUUCCUAGUUUGUCUUACAAUCACACGUACAUUCAUACUCUAUUUAUGAUCGAUCUAACAACUUUCAAAACAUAAAUAGUACUUGGGAUUAUGACAAUGAAACUUUCGAUACUAUAUUCGUGGCGAACAUUAGUUUAAGACAGUUUAGGUUUAGUCAAAAUAGGACGAAAAUCAAGUAUACCAAUUUGUUGAUGGAGGCUUUGUUAAAAAGCUAUUAACGUUU
Molecule: messenger RNA, 1970 nt
Organism: Colletes gigas
Lineage: Eukaryota; Metazoa; Arthropoda; Insecta; Hymenoptera; Colletidae
Product: cobalamin trafficking protein CblD
Exons: 5
Coding region: 191-1057 (288 amino acids)
Biological process (GO): cobalamin metabolic process
Cellular component (GO): mitochondrion
Source: RefSeq, a predicted model, not a curated record